AUGUCAAUUUCAAACCCAAAUACACGAAGCUAUGAAAGACUUAAGGAAAAUACCUCACAUCCACAAUGGAAAAAUUCAGUGCCUUCUUUAAUACCUUUAUCAAUGGAUUUUUUGUCUUCCCCACGGCUUUUAAGUGCGCAGACUUCGAGGUCGUCGAAAUCACUGCAAAGCCCAACACAGAAUUUACCUGGAAGAUCUUCAGCAAUUGAGGGUAGAGCUUUAACUGCGAGGAGCACUGAUAGGAGGUUUUUUGGGAAUACAGAAACUCCUUCAGACCAAACGAAAUGCUCACUAAAAGAAAAUGGGUCAGUUAAAGCGUAUGCUGCAAGCACAAAUCAAGGAUUAGUUAUGGUACAGAAAAAAAUAAUUAAAAAUUGUAUACCUAAGGUAUUUUUAAUAUAAAUUUACGCUUUUAUUUGAUAGUAAAAGGCAUUUAUUUUAAAAAGAAUAAAAAAAUUGAAUUUUAAUAAAAAUAUUAAUUUUAGUUAGAAAUUAUAAUGAAGAUAGAGUCAGCAUCAUUUUAAAUAUCAUGAAACCUCCUCAUCGAAGUGGAGAACCAUGACCCCGUUGUUCUUUUUUUGGAGUUUAUGAUGGCCACGGAGGUGCAGCAUGCGCUGACUUUCUGCGAGAUAAUUUGCACCAAUAUGUGAUAAGAAAUCAAUAUUUCCCUCAUAAUCCUAAAGAAGCAAUUAGGAAUGGUUUUGAAGCUGCAGAAAGAGCCUUUAUUGAAUUUGCAGAAAGGAAUCAGCCAAUAGAAAGGUCAGGGAGCUGUGCUAAUGUAGUUUUAAUUGUUGGUGAUAAUUGCUAUGUUGCAAAUGUAGGAGAUUCUAGGGCUGUGAUGAGCGGCGAAGGUGGAACAAAGAUUUAUCCUUUGUCAAAAGAUCAUAAACCUUGUGAAGAAAAAGAAAGGCAAAGAAUCAUCAAUAAUGGCGGAAAAGUUUAUCAAUUAGGCAAAUUUUUUAUUAUAGAUUAUUUAUUAUAUACUAUUUAAAGCUAUAUUUUACUUAACUAUUUGUUAUUCAGGCUAUUAUCUAUUUAAAAACUGUAGCUUUCUUAUAUAUUGACAAAUUAAAUUAUUUUUAAAAAACAUAAAAAAAUUAAAAUAAUUUUUUUAAAAAUUUAUCAAUCAACUGCACAAAUCCAGGGAAGCCAAAUCACAGGACCAUAUCGUAUUUUCCCAGGCCGACUUUCAGUAAGUCGAACUAUUGGUGAUAUCGAAGCUAAAUUGCCAGCUUAUAACGGAAACCCUAAUGUUUUAAUAUCAACACCAGAAAUUAAAGCAUUCAGAAUCCAUCAGGAUUUUGAUUUUAUCAUCCUCGCAACUGACGGAAUUUAUGAUAAAAUGAGCAAUAAAGAAGUGAUUCAAAGUGUAUGAUCCUGCAUUUAUGAAGCAAAAACGAAAAAUAUUCACCAGUUAUGUGGAAUUGCGGUAGAAAACGUAAUGAAUACUGCAUUAAAUAAAAAAACGACAGAUAAUGUGACGGUCGUUAUGAUUGGGCUUGAAGGGUUUGUCAAUAAGAUUGAAGAACUGUAUGGAAGAGAAUAA
Blepharisma stoltei is the source of this 1546-nucleotide messenger RNA. The record is from the annotation of a GenBank genome assembly. NCBI's taxonomy places the organism in Eukaryota, Ciliophora, Heterotrichea, Heterotrichida, Blepharismidae.